AUGUACUGGCCACCAACUGACAACGAUGCCCGGCAGGAUGGCCAGGACUGGCAGGACCGGCUCCUGCACCUAGCCAAGACGCAAACCUACGCCUGCGAUUGGGGCUUUGUUGAUUGCGGCGCGAAAGACGAUGCUACUAGCCACAACGGUGGUGCUGGAAAUGGGAAAGGUGCAUUGAAGAUACGCGUGCAGCAGCGCUUUAGUCCACCUGUGUUGAGCUGGUGCAUUGACCUCAACGUGACUUAUACCUUUUACGCGUCGGGGGCCAUCUCCAUACGCACCAUCGGCAUACCACAAGGAGAAAACCUGCCCCGGACUCUCCCGAGGGUUGGAUUUACCAUGGAGCUGCCAUCUUCUUGGGCUAGUACUACCACCACUUCUCCUAAUCGCACACCUGGUUCUACAAAGUCCAUUGCGGUCGAUGUUGGCGGAGAUAUCGAUGCGGCGCUAACAUGGUAUGGCCGUGGUCACGGAGAAAGCUAUAAUGACAAGAAGCUCUCGCAGCGGGUUGGCACGUACGCCGUUCAGUUCAUCUCGGAGCUGUGGACAGAGUAUGAGAAGGCCCAGGAGGGGUCAAACAGGACGGACACGCGCUGGCUCAAACUCACAAACCACGACUCAAGAAGAGCAGGCCAGCGGCAGACCCUAACCGUGCAGUUCGUUGGCGAUGAGGAAGGAGAAGAAGCUCCUGCUGACCGCGACGUCGACCUUGAGGGGAGCAAGAACCUGGCGCCUAGUAGCGAAAGGAAGAGAAGCCUGUUUGAUUUUAUGGCUAGCCACUACCGCGCCGAGAACAUUGCAUCGCCAAGACACCCACACGAGGUUCGUAGUAAGCGGACUGACAAUGUGGUUUUGCGGCUUGAUGCUGCGCACCAUGAACUUGGUAGUGGUGCUUGCGGACCCAAGACGAGGGAUGAGUAUGCCUUGGUCACUAAGCCGUUUUAUUUUGAGCUUCUGUUGGGCUGA
Molecule: messenger RNA, 966 nt
Organism: Aspergillus calidoustus
Lineage: Eukaryota; Fungi; Ascomycota; Eurotiomycetes; Eurotiales; Aspergillaceae
Source: the annotation of a GenBank genome assembly